CAAGGUGAAUUCUCCCGGUACUUGAAUAUGGACCCUGGCCCUCUUACCGGUGGAAGUCAUCGUAUUGACGACUAUGGACGAUAUUUCACCAAAUUGGCAAGACGAUUAAAAUCCAAUAUUUUCGGGGAUCUAGUGAAUUACUUUGGAACUCACCACUUAUACCUUGCUGGAGGCCUUCCCAACUCGGAAACGUUCCCAUUCGUAGACGCACAGAUUCAACUAAGGAAUGGUCAAACCGUAGACAUAACAGAGGAUGAAAUGCAAGUGGCACUCCAGUACGGCAACAACAGGGGGAUGCUGCAGCUUCGUGAAUGGCUGACAGAGUUGCAGCGACGUCUUCAUGAUCCCCCUACCCUCCCACCCCCUGGCGUCUCCCCCUCUGCAAACAGCGACAUGAUCACCAUCACAACUAACGGCUGUACGGAGGCUAUUAGCAAGAUCAUGCAGUUAGUGCUGGAGGAAGGGGGACUCGGUGCUGGUCGAGGAGGCAACGUAUUCUAAUGUUUUCAAUGUGAUUGAAACGUUGGGUUGCAAGCCAGCCAUUGUCAAGAACGACGCAGAUGGCUUGAUACCCUCGGAUCUUAGUAACGUCCUGUGUUCCUGGAACGAGGCUACAUCCGGGCCUCGGC
Molecule: messenger RNA, 629 nt
Organism: Haliotis rubra (blacklip abalone)
Lineage: Eukaryota; Metazoa; Mollusca; Gastropoda; Lepetellida; Haliotidae
Product: kynurenine/alpha-aminoadipate aminotransferase, mitochondrial-like
Exons: 7
Coding region: 28-501 (157 amino acids)
Molecular function (GO): transaminase activity
Source: RefSeq, a predicted model, not a curated record